Recurvomyces mirabilis is the source of this 642-nucleotide messenger RNA. RefSeq lists its product as uncharacterized. NCBI's taxonomy places the organism in Eukaryota, Fungi, Ascomycota, Dothideomycetes, Mycosphaerellales, Teratosphaeriaceae. The coding region runs from base 1 to 642 and encodes 213 amino acids. Gene Ontology annotation, biological process: xylan catabolic process. The record is from RefSeq and is a predicted model, not a curated record. Gene Ontology annotation, molecular function: hydrolase activity, hydrolyzing O-glycosyl compounds. The transcript is spliced from 3 exons.
AUGAAGUUCACCACAGCUUUGGCCGCCCUUGUGGCCAGCGUAAUCGCCGCCCCAGUCCCAGAGGCUGAGGCCAGCCUUGAGUCUCGCAACCCAGGUGGUAUCAACUACGUUCAGAACUACAAUGGCAACCUUGGCCAGUUUACCUACAACCUCGGUGCCGGUACCUACUCUAUGUACUGGACUAACGGUGUGAACGGCGACUUCGUUGUCGGUCUUGGUUGGUCCCAGGGUGCUGCCCGUACCAUCACGUACUCGGCAAACUACCAGGCAUCAUCCAGCGGCUCCUACCUGUCCGUGUACGGCUGGGUCAACUCUCCUCAGUCAGAGUACUACGUUGUCGAGAACUACGGUUCUUACAACCCUUGCAGCGGUGCUCAGUCUCUUGGCUCUCUGUCCUCUGACGGAGGCAGCUACAACGUCUGCACCGACACCCGCACUAACCAGCCAUCCAUCACCGGUACCUCCACCUUCAAGCAAUUCUUCUCUGUGCGCCAGAGCAAGCGCAGCUCCGGCAGCGUCACCGUUGGUAACCACUUCAACUACUGGGCCCGUUCCGGAUUCGGCAACGGCAACUUCAACUUCCAGGUCUUCGCCGUCGAGGCUUUCAACGGCAAGGGUUCUGCGACUGUCACUAUGUCUUAG